This is a messenger RNA of Sciurus carolinensis (gray squirrel), 4004 nucleotides long. RefSeq names its product coagulation factor XIII B chain (gene F13b). NCBI's taxonomy places the organism in Eukaryota, Metazoa, Chordata, Mammalia, Rodentia, Sciuridae. The record is from RefSeq and is a predicted model, not a curated record. The transcript has 12 exons. Bases 58 to 2046 code for a protein of 662 amino acids.
GAUGAGUUCCCUAGUGCUUUAGAAUUGUUAAAAUCCUUAUGAAGCAUACCACUGAAGAUGAAGUUCAAAGAUUUGGCUUUUAUUAUUAUAUUAAUGAUUUUAGGAGAACUCUAUGCAGAAGAGAAACGUUGUGAUUUUCCUACUGUGGAAAAUGGAAGACUCGCCCAAUAUUACUAUACUUUUAAGAGUUUUUACUUCCCAAUGAGCAUAGACAAAAAAUUGCCAUUUUUCUGUAUGGCUGGCUACACAACUGAAAGUGGGAAACAAGAAGAGCAAAGCAGAUGUACAGCAGAAGGCUGGUCUCCAGAACCAAGGUGCUUCAGAAAAUGCACUAAGCCUGACCUAACAAAUGGUUAUGUCUCUGAUGUAAAAUUCUUAUAUAAAAUCAAAGAGAAUAUGCGUUAUGGUUGUGCUUCUGGAUACAAAACCACUGGCGGGAAGGAUGAAGAAGUGGUCCAGUGUCUUUCUGAUGGAUGGUCUUCUCAACCAACCUGUAGGAAGGAGCAUGAAACGUGUUUGGCCCCUGAAUUACAUAAUGGAAAUUAUUCCACAACACAGAAAAUAUUCAAAGUGAAGGAUAAAGUGCAAUACGAAUGUGCUGCUGGCUACUACACGGCCGGAGGCCAGCAAACUGAGGAGGCUCAAUGCCACACGUAUGGAUGGUCUCUCACACCGAAGUGCACCAAAUUAAAGUGCUCUUCUUUAAGAUUAAUAGAGAAUGGCUAUUUUCAUCCUAUAAAGCAAACCUAUGAAGAAGGAGAUGUAGUUCAGUUUUUCUGUAAUGAAAAUUAUUAUCUAAGUGGACCUGACUUAAUUCAGUGCUAUAACUUUGGUUGGUACCCAGAAUCUCCUGUAUGUGAAGGAAGAAGAAAUAGAUGUCCUCCUCCGCCUCUGCCCCUAAACUCCAAAACUGGAAAAUAUUCAACAACUUAUCGUCAUGGAGAAAUAGUUCAUAUACAAUGUGAACUUAAUUUUCUGAUUCAGGGGUCAGAAGAAAUACGUUGUGAAAAUGGAAAGUGGACAGAACCUCCAAAAUGCAUUGAAGAAAAGGAGAAGGUGGCCUGUGAGGACCCACCCUUUGUGGAGAAUGGUGCAGCAAACCCACACUCUGAGAUUUAUCACAGUGGGGAUAAAGUGACAUACAGAUGUGACAGAGGCUACCAUAUCCGUGGAUCAAAUGAGAUAACUUGUAAUCGUGGAAAAUGGACAGUUCCCCCUGAGUGUGUUGAAAAUAAUGAGAAUUGUAGGCCUCCACCUAAUGUAACAAAUGGGGCUGUUGUUGGUGUGUUAUUGCCAAGUUACACAACGGGAUCCUCAGUGGAAUACAGAUGCAAUGAAUAUUACUUAUUGAGGGGAUCAGAAAUAUCUCACUGUGAACAAGGAAGAUGGUCAUCUCCACCUAUUUGCUUGGAACCAUGCACUGUUAAUAUGGAUUAUAUGAACAGAAAUAACAUAGAAAUGAAGUGGGCCUAUGAAGGAAAGGUCUUGCAUGGAGAUUUAAUAGAUUUUGUAUGUAAACAAGGAUACGAAUUGCCUCCAUCAACCCUGCUGUCUGGGUUGUCUGUGCAGUGCAGUCGGGGAGAAGUGAAAUAUCCUUUAUGUGUCAGAAAAGAAUCUAAAGGGACGUGUACAUCUCCUCCACUUAUUAAAAAUGGAGUCAUUAUUAGUUCAGCAGGAGGCAUCUUUGAGAAUGGUUCCUCAGUAGAGUACAGAUGUUUUGAUCAACAUUUCCUGCAAGGACCUAGGGAGGCCUAUUGUGUAGAGGGAGUAUGGACUACACCACCGUUGUGCUUAGAACCUUGCACAUUAUCUUUUGUUGAAAUGGAAAGGAAUAAUUUACUCUUGAAGUGGAAUUUUGAUAAUAGACCAUACAUUUUCCAUGGCGAGUAUAUUGAGUUUCUUUGCGGGAGGGACACUUAUGUAGCUGACUCAUCAUCCUUUAUGGACUCUGAACUUAGAGUGCAGUGUGACAGAGGGCAGCUGAAGUAUCCAAGGUGUAUUCCAAGAGACAGGAUUCUAUCUUAUCAAGAACCCUUAAGGACAUGAAAAUGAAUGGCAAAAAGAAUAGUAUUUCAACACAGCAUUAAAUCUCUUUAAAAACAAGUUUUAGAAGGAAUAUAUUGAAUUAAAAAGUCUUAAAUGUUGACUUGCUGGAAGACAUGAAUCUUACUUUUUUGUGCUGAACAUUUUCUUUAUUUGUAAAUAAAAGUCAAAAUGUUUCAUUUUACUUUGGAUGAUCUGACAUGUAGCAUAUCAUUUAUUGCAUAUCUUUAACCUGUUAUAAACCAUCUAUACAUCAAAAUAUUUGUUUCCUAAUGCCCAAGGACUAGACUAUAUUAUUGUCUUCCAUAUAUGUGCAAAAAUUUGCAUUCACAUUUGUCUUUAUCCUUUUCAUUCAUAUUAGGGCUUUCUGUUACUUUCAAUGCAAUAUAUUUGUAAGGGCAAAGAACCAAACACACUAUGGAAGGAAAAUAUUUUAUAUGAGAAGAUUUAUUUUAUUAAAUGCAGAAGAGACUGUCCUUCAGACUGUCGAAUUUUUUAAAAAAGUUUUAAAAUUAAUUGUAACUCAAGUGGUUCGAAGACCAAGGAAUUAGAUCAUAAACUGCAACUGCUAGAAGAAAGAGGCUCAACACUCCAACAUAUUGGCACAGGCACUGACUUCCUUAACAAGACUCCUGAAGUACAAGAAAAAAAAAAACAAAAAACGAGAAUCAAUAAGUGAGAUAGCAUCAAAUUAAAGAGCUUCUGCACAGUGAAGAAAGCAGUUCAAAGUGUGAGGAGAGAGCAAGCCUACAGAAAGGGAGACCGUCAUUCUUCUGUUUGAAGUAAUAGCUAUACUUUAAUCUUCUGAUUUGUUUAUUGUGAAGCCUACUGAUUUUAAUAUUUCGGAGAGAGAUAAAAAUUUCCGUGGACGAUAUAGUUCAAAGCUGCCUGUUUGCAAAUGUUUAAUGCCAAAGAAAUAGAAGUGUGAAAAGUACAACAGUGAAAUCAAGUGCAAGGUAAAAAUGGUGGCACGUUCAAAGUUUGGCGAUUGGGGAUAUGAUAAGGUACAACAAAGGAGACUCUAAAGGGAUGGCUGAACUGGUUCAGCGAAAAUCAGAAGAGAUGAGACUAAAAAUACUGUUUGGGUACCACUGAUUUAUUGAUUACCUCAGAAAGAACAAACAGCAUCCAGUAUGAAACUGAGAAUGGAAGAAGUUGAGGAACGAAUGUAAGGUACAGAAAACAGAGACUUGAAUUUGGUGAGCUCGUCCAUAAGUGUGACUGUGAGUGCGGAGAUACGGAUAGAGGAGAUCUUUUUGAAUAAAAUGAGAGAAAUCUGAGCACGUUCAAAUUAAAGAGUCAGUAAAGAAGGACAGAGGGGAAAUUCUGCAUACCAGAUUUCAGAGGAUUCUUGAAAAAUGAGGUUAGCUGAAGUCAAAGGCACAAGCAAGGGCCUUACCUUUGUUGGGAGGAGGGACUGGAUUUGUGGCUAGAAAGAGGUCAUUUAUCAAUUCUGCUUUUCUGUGAAGGAGAGGAAGUCAGUGAUUGAGAAUGAGGAGGGGUAGGUGGAUGGGGAGAGAAGCUGAACGAAGAACAAUCCAGCAAGGUGAUUUGGCAAACUGUAAUAGUUUCAGAGAAUUAUCACUUAAUUAGAUGUAUGUGGUUUUGAGCAUGAUGUUACAAUAAUUAUCAUUUUGCUUUUUAAAGAACUUUAUGUUGUGAGAUAAUUUUCAUCAUGAUGAAUAUGAAAGCAAACUUUGCCCAGUUAAUUUGCCAUCAUUCCUGUACAGGAACACUACAUCAAAGAUCAAGGAAUCACUAACCUGAUGAUCACCCUAGGGUACUCCAAAGCUUAGAAGGCUGCGGCCUGGUUCUGCAAAGAGGAAAUUUAAUUUUUCAAAGGGAAGUUAAGAAUUCAUACUUAUCUGACUUUUUCUUCAUAAAAAAAAAAAGAUCAAAAUGCUGGAUAACAUUAUACAUUAAAAUUGAAUUAGGGCAACCCAGCAUGAUUCCUUUGAGGA